AUGUCGUCAGUUCAGAGACUAUCGAGGCAGCAGAAGGGGAAAUCAGUGGCGGCGAGGUCGGCUCCGGCUAGGAAUCCUGACGGCAGUUGUAUCGAGGACCUCAAAUCGGCUCAUCAUACGGCGAUGAUGGAUACAGUCAAUUUGUCUCGCUCCCAGAGGCUUUUAGUCGCAGAUGCGACGAGGCUUGCGAGAGAAGGAAGUGAGAAUGUCGCUGUGAGGGACGCGACGGAGUGUGCAAGAGAUGGACAGAGCGGGGCGGUGCCCGUUGACUCGAUUACAUUGAGAGCUCGCGCAGUGGAAGACGAUCCUCCUGAAGAUGACGAUUCUGAAGCCGAAUUGAGCUUCCACAACUCUGCUUUCGUGGCUGGUCAAGAUUGGGAUGGUGUGGACGAGACUAAGUCGACCCUGGGGAGCGUGAAGAAGGUUCUUCGGGCCAAGAACGCUACAGGCGUAACCUUCCUUAUCCCUACGAAGGAGCAGAGGCCUUGGCCUCCUCCAAUCGGAUAUCAGACGGUGUACGAGUCCUACUUCCAGGACGACACUCGCUGUUGGUUCCCUAUCCUGCGACUGAUCACCGCGUACGCUAGGCGGCGAGAUCUCGCGAUUAGUCAGUUACUGAACGGCUCGCUGCGACUAGCCGUCACCCUAUCAGUUCUAGCGGAGAAAAUUGACAUGCCGAUGAGCGUCAGGUCGUUCGAGGAGAUGACCUCGAUAACCAACAUGAAGGACGGAACCUACUCGGUGAAAAUGCUACCAAACUGCAAUGUGUGCGCCGUUGGCCAUCCUACAUCUCCAGUCUAUCCCGAGGAUUUCCUGAAGAGUGUUCGAGCCGUCGCUUUGUUUCGAAUCAACCGUUGGUCCGAGAUUACCGUCGAGAAGAUUUGCGAGCUUAAGGACCGGAUCGCUCGAAGUGCGUUCUCUCGCCGUUCCAGAGAGUGGAGAUCUGAUCUUCCGACUGUUCUUCCUAUUCGCACCAAGCGACUAGACAUCUUCCCGAAGGAUAUCCAGACGCAAGUUUCUGAAGCAAAGAGGAUGGGAACUCUUCCUGACUUGAGCGCGAUAUUAGCCGCCCAGCUGGGACUGAUCAGCGGGGAAGGACCCUCGACGGUGGUUCCUCGCGCUGGUGAGACGGCGGUUCCUCGCGCUGGUGAGGUUCCUCCUUCUGGUGCUAGAAACGCGAGGAAGGGUAAAAAAAGGAAGAGGGGCGGCUCGGGAGUCGAGGGGAGUGCCGAGGAGGCGAGCGACGUUCCUCCUUCUGGCGAACCCCAGAAGAAGAAGAAGAAGAAGAAGAAGGAGAAGAGGACAAAGAAGUCCGUUGACGAGCAGUCGGAGAAUCCCGAAAAACCGACUGAGAUUGAGGAGGGUGAUGUUCAAGAAGAAGAACUUCAACCCGAAGAGGAGGCUUCUGAGGCUGAAAUCUCGGGAGAACGGAACGAUGCGGAGGAAGUUGGUGAAUGGGAGGAAUCGGAAACUUCUCUUAAUGCCGCCCGUCCGGACGGUUCUGAAGAAGACAGCGGAGAGUCGCCGCUUUUGAUCAGGAGGCAUAACGAUGAGCUUGGCGACGAGGCGCGAUCUCCUAUUCUGGCGUCUUCUCGCGAGGGAACUCCGGUUCCCAUUGGAGGAUGGGCCGCUCAGAUCGGCACUUCUUCUCGCGGCUCCGCUAUCUACAGGAGGGUGCCCGGAGCCAACUUUCCAGACAAGGUUUCGUUUCACUACGAGGGACAGGCCCCUCUAGUGUACGUUCCCGAGAAGUGCGGAGAGUUUCUUUGCCAACUAAGGGGGAGGGUGAAACCUUUGCCCGCUGUGAAGGACCUCAUCUUCGGGAGUGAAUACGAGGAAGCUGCGAGGGCCAAGUUGCUGUACGACACUGCCCUGAAGGGAGCUUUGGGCGAACUCGAGCUGGCUAAGAAGGAUCACGCGGAGAGAGAGGAAGCUUCUGCUCGCCAGCUGAAUGCAUCGAGGGCUGACGCCGAGAGGCUUAACGGGAUAGUUACUCGCACUAUUGCUCGAAGGGACGAGCUCAAAGCUGAGUUAGAGGCAUCCCAAGGAGUCAUCCGUGAGCUUGAGCGAAAGAACGCCGAGCUUGAAAGUGAGAAGGCUUCACUCGCUGCAUCCCAUGAAAGAGAGAUGAGGCGCCUUAGAGAUUCCAGAAUCCUGGAAGUGACGAGGGAAAGAGGAAGAGUUGAGGCCGAGAUGGCCGCGAAAGCUAAUCGUCGCUUCGCUAAGAUUCGCUCCCGAGAAGAGCGACGAGGUCCUUACGAGGAGGAAGCCGAGAAGCUCAAGGUGGGCGAGAUACCCGAGGGAGAUCUCACACUGUCUCCUCUCGUAUUGGACUCUCAGUUUGUGGAUGCUCGAAUCUUGGCGAGUCUCGAUCCGUAUGGGUCCAACGCCGGCUUGAUCGAUCCGGAGACUGUAGUGAGUCUUCACGUUCCGCCUACUCAUCCGACUGGAGAGCGACGUGAAGACCCGACGCCUCUUCUUGAAGGUCCUUUGGCUGAUCCAGAGAUCAUCCCGAGAUCAAACGAAGUGCAUGUUUCUCUGGCUGCUCGUGAGUCGAGCGUCAGGGCUUCGGAUCUCUCCGCCCUCAACGAUCGUGAAAGCGACCGGGAGGACUAG
Messenger RNA from Brassica napus (rape), 2616 nucleotides. RefSeq names its product meiosis-specific protein ASY2-like. Bases 1 to 2616 code for a protein of 871 amino acids. The transcript is spliced from 6 exons. Lineage: Eukaryota; Viridiplantae; Streptophyta; Magnoliopsida; Brassicales; Brassicaceae. The record is from RefSeq and is a predicted model, not a curated record.